AUGGCAGAUGGACGCGAGAAUCCAGAGGGAUUCGAGGAUGACACGCUGCCGGAGGAAGAGGAGGCGCCUCUGAACACCGGAGAUGACGAGGAAGGAGAGGAUCUCCUUGGGGACAACAUGAUGGACGACUACCGGGACCAGCCGGAGGAGGACCACUACGAUCCGGAGAUGCUCGAUGAUGGCCCACACGAGCCCCUGACCAUGGCGACGCGCUUGGCAGCGGAGCGAGAGAUGGAGGCGCGAGAUCGCCGAGAAGGCCGUGCCGGCAGGUCCCCCUUGGGCCACACCGCCGACUCACCAAGACGUCCAGCGGCUGCGGCUGUAGAGACGCCCUUCAAGAAGCGACUCUCCGACUGGAACAGCUCGCCUGUGAGCGGCUCCAGGGGUGGAUCAGACUUGGACGAUACCUCGACCAAGAAGAGGAAGCGCACACAGCACUACGAUGAUGAGGACGGCCAGGACGAAGAUGUGCACGAGAGCCAGUACGACCUGAACCAAGAGAGGCUUACUCCUGGUGUGGAGGUUGAAAAGCGUGUGGCAGACAAGAUCCGACUGUCCUUCCAGCAGUUCCUGAUCAAGUUCGUCGCAGAGGGCCAGGUCGUCCCAAAGUACCCAGAUGCCCUCCGGAAGAUGGCUGAAGAGUACCAAGCCCAUUUGGAGGUAAGCUUCCAUCACCUGCAACAGUGGAGCGGUCCGCUUGCCAUGUGGCUCUACGAUUCUCCCAGACAGAUUUUGCCACUCUUGAACGAGACGCUGAUGUUGCAGGCUGCUCGGAAGUUCAAGACUUACGAAACGAUGGCCAACGUUGGUGAGAAUGAGCUUCGGGUUGCGAUCAGCGGUUUCCCGGUGAAAGACACCAUUCGAGGGCUUUGCUCACGCCACAUGAACAAGCUCAUCCAGGUGAAGGGCGUUGCGACGAAGCGAACAAACGUGUUCAAUCAAGUGAGGCGGUUGUGGGUGCGAUGUGCCAAGUGCAAUUUUGCUAUGGGGCCUCUGGAUGUAGCCGAGGAGACGGAUCUGCGGCCGUCCAAGUGUCUCGAGUGCCAAUCGAAGGGCCCUUGGCGGGUAGAUCGCCAGCAGACCAUCUACCAGAACUAUCAGAAGAUCACGUUGCAGGAGAGCCCAAGCGCAGUGGAUCCCGGGAAAAUGCCCCGAUCGAGAGAAGUGGUCCUGACAGGAGACAUGGUUGACACCUGCCGUCCUGGGGAUGAGCUGGAGGUGACCGGCAUCUACAGGUGCUUGCACGAUGUUGCAACGAAUGCACGCACAUGCUUCCCAGUCUACCGAACGGACAUCUAUGCUGUCCACGUGUCUCGCAAGGGCGACUUGAAGUUGGUCGAGAUAUCCGACGAGCAGCACAGUCAAAUCUUGGAGCUGGCGAAGAGCCCGAAUUUCCGUGAAAGGUUCAUCGCCUCCAUGGCACCUUCGAUUUAUGGCAUGUGGCAUGUCAAGACAGCGAUCGCGCUGAGCAUCAUGGGUGGCAGGCAGAAGGAGGUAGCAGGGAAGCACCGCAUCCGCGGUGACAUCAACACUCUCAUCGUCGGGGACCCCGGAUUGGGCAAGAGCCAGUUCCUGAAGUACGUUGAGCAGAUCUUCCCUCGGGCAGUCUACACAACAGGCAAAGGAGCCAGUGCCGUGGGUUUGACUGCGGCUGUGACCCGUGAUGAGACAGGACAGUGGUGCCUGGAGGGUGGUGCCAUGGUCUUGGCAGAUGAUGGCAUGUGCCUGAUCGAUGAGUUCGACAAGAUGAACGACCAAGAUCGGACUUCGCUUCACGAAGCCAUGGAGCAGCAGUCCAUAUCGAUCUCCAAGGCUGGAAUCGUCGCCACUCUGCAGGCGCGAUGCGCCGUCGUGGCAGUGGCGAAUCCUACAGAGGGAAGAUACGACCCGCAGAGGACCUUUUCCCAGAAUGUCAACCUGAGCGAUCCCAUUCUCAGCCGCUUCGAUCUCACGUGUGUCCUGCGAGACGAAGCUGAUCCGGUGCAGGACGAGAUGUUGGCGGACCACGUCGUGUGCAGUCACAUCCGUUCGCAUCCCGAUGCAACCACCGAGGAGAAGAACAAAAAGCCAAGGCUGCAGCAUCAGCAAAUGCAUGCUCAGCCAAUCAGUCAAGAUCUCCUCAAGAAGUUCAUUGUCCACGCCCGCCAGCUCUCGCCCAAAAUGGGCGACGUCGAUGCCGAGAAGCUCGCGGCCUUCUACUCCGAGCUGCGGGGAGAAGCAGCCCGGACUGGUGGUGUGCCGAUGACAGCACGGCACAUGGACUCGCUCAUCCGGCUGGCAGAGGCCAAUGCUCGCAUUGAACUCCGGCAGCAUGUGACUUCAAAAGACAUUGACAAUGCAAUUGCAGUGAUGCUGGAGUCCUUCAUCCAAAGUCAAAAGCACCAGGUCGCGGAGGAGAUCCGCAAAAAGUUCCGGCGAUACCUGAACAGCGGACCACUGGGCGACCAGGUGUGUGCACUCUUGGAAAAGCUCUUCAAGAAGAAGGUGAUCCAGCUUCAGCUUAGCCGGCCCUCCAAGGAUGUGGAGCUGGCAGAAGUCUUCCUCGAGGUUUCGGAGGCUGUCCGUGCUCUUGAGCAGAACGGGCUGGCAGUGGAGGAUGUCAGCAGCCUCAUGGGGUCACCACGCGUUCUGCAGAGCUUCCGCCUUGAGGGCGAGCGGCUUUACCGAGUCCUCUAG
Molecule: messenger RNA, 2676 nt
Organism: Symbiodinium sp. CCMP2592
Lineage: Eukaryota; Dinophyceae; Suessiales; Symbiodiniaceae
Source: the annotation of a GenBank genome assembly